GUGGUCAGUUUAUAAUGAUAGUGAGUGCGAGAGUGUAGUCUGAACUGUUUAGUGAAUAAAAAUUAAUUUCAAAGCAAUUUACACGAUGAAGUCAAUACCAGUAAUAUUAUGUUUAGUAUCAAAGUUAUUAGCAACGCCAGUUAUAACGCGACAAAGUUUGCUUCGACAAGCGAAUAGAGACCAAUAUUGCUCACAUCUUUUACAUUUCAAUAAUUAUUUCUAUUUGUUAGACGAGCAACGGAAUCUUACAGGCACUCCGGCUGAUUUAAGCAUUCAUUGGAAAACUGGGAACAUAUUCUACACGCUUAUAAGUGACGAAAUGAAAAUGAGUCUCCAAGUGCUGCAUCCCAGUAACGAAACUGAAAUAAUAAAAGUUGCCGGACUCGGUCAAUCAACGUGUGUGGAUAACCUCAAUGACAUUGUAUACCUAGCUACUGAUAACGGCGUCUAUAAAUACAAAGAUGACGGCUCCAUAGAACUCUAUACAGCUUUAGGUGAAGAUGUUAUGUACAUUGCUGUGACGAACGAUGGCUCCACUAUGUACAUCGCCACAUGGCCCCAGAACAGAGUGCAAAAAAUAACAAAUGACGGUCAGAAACAAGAAACCUUCGCACCUAUACCGAAUGGACACGGACUGACCAUAGAUACAAGAAAUAACAUGUACUUUGCAGCCACAAAGACAUCGUAUGUGCUCAAGAAUGGUCACAAUGUUCCGAUAAAAAUUAAGGGACUGCCGAGCGAUAGAAUGACAGGUGUUUUUGUCAGCCGAUCGGACGACGUAUUUGCGAUGGAUGAGAAUAGCAAUUUUUAUAAAAUAGACCCAGAAAAUGCAAGUGCUAAACAUUUAGGUACAUUCAGUAUAGGCGGCGUGAAUACAUUUGGAUUAGAUUCGGCAGAUAAUAUUUACAUUGGAGUUAAAGGUCGAAUAAAUAAAUUUACAGCGCAUGAGACCAGCCCCUGUUCGGAUUUUCAAAAGUAAUAAUAAAUGUAUGUGACUAACUUGGUAAUAACCUUUACAUAAAUCAUUGUCUAUUUCUAACACAUAUAAAGAACAUAUUCUACGAUAGAGUACGGCUCGUUUCCAUUGCGACUAGUAUAAUGUAACACCCAACUGUAAUAAUGUGAUUAUAAAAUAUAAUCUUUAACAUCUCUCUC
Messenger RNA from Pieris brassicae (large cabbage white), 1155 nucleotides. RefSeq lists its product as uncharacterized. The transcript is spliced from 2 exons. NCBI's taxonomy places the organism in Eukaryota, Metazoa, Arthropoda, Insecta, Lepidoptera, Pieridae. The record is from RefSeq and is a predicted model, not a curated record. The coding region runs from base 86 to 979 and encodes 297 amino acids.